AUGGCUUCAAGGCAAGCGGCGAAGGAAGAAAGAGCUGAAGCUGCUGCGAGGACUGCAGCAGAUGAGCUCGGUGAUGUGAACAGAGAGAGAAAACAGAGAGAACAAGAAGGUGAAAUGGAGUAUGAGACUCAGUAUCAUCAUGAACAGAGAGGACCUGGUGUUAUUGGAAGCAUUAUCAAGUCAGUUCAAGGGACUGUUGAACAUGCUAAGGAUGCUGUGAUGGGGAAAUCUCAAGAAACUACUGAGAAAAUGGAAGAGUAUAAGGAUUCUGCUGCAGGAAAAACUGAGGAAUAUAAAGAUUACACGGCGGAGAAGGCUAAGGAGGCUGAAGAGAAGGCGAAAGAGUCGGAGAAUUCGGCUGCAGAGAAGGCAAAACGAGCUGCAGGUUAUGCGGCAGAAGAGGCAAGGGAGAGCAAGGAUUCUGCUGCGGGAAAAACUGGGGAGUACAAAGAUUAUGCAGCGGAGAAGGCUAGGGAGGCCGCUGAGAAGGCGAGAGAUGCUAAAGAUUCUGCUGCAGAAAAGGCAAAACAAGCGAAAGAUUAUGCGGCAGAAAAAGCCAAGGAGGCCUCAGAGAAGGCUAGGGAGGCUAAAGAUUCUGCUGAAGAAAAGGCUAGGGAAAUUAAUGAUUCUGCAGCGGAGAAGGCCAGGGAGACUAAGGAUUCUGCAUUAGGCAAAGCUGUGGAAUAUAAAGAUUAUGCUGCCCAGAAGGUGAAGGACACGAAGGAUUCGACCCUGGGAAAAGCAGGCGAAUACAAAGAUUAUGCUGCGGAGAGAGCCAGGGAUACGAUGGACCAUGCAGCUGAGAAGACAAAGCAGGAGAAGGAUACGACUAUGGAGAAAGCAAAGGAAGCUAAGGAUACAACAAUGGAGAAAGCUGGUGAGUACAAAGACUACAAUGCUGAGAAAGCCAAGGAAGGAAAGGAUACUACUGUUAGGAAGAUCACAGAACUUAAGGAUUCUGCAGCUGAUGCGGCAAGGUGGGCUAUGGGCUAUAUUACAGGGAAGAGAGAGGAGACAAAGCAAAAGACAGAAGAAACUGCUGAGGCUGUAAAGCAAAAGGCUGAAGAAACCAGACAAGAAGCCAAGGAGAAGUAUGAAGAGUCGAAGGAAGAAGCAAGGUGCAAAAUGGAGGAGAUGAAGAUUAAAGAAGAGGGCGAUAGAGAUGAUGCCAGAAAGAGAGGAGCAGGAGAAAGAGAAGCUGCAACAGAAGGGGGAAAUGGUCAGGCUAAGGGUGGAGGUCUUUUUGGCGCCUUAGGGAGUGUGAAGGAUGCCGACAAACUGACGCCUCAUCCAACCAGGGACGAGACGGGAGCAACGAAGGAGGAGCGAGUGGCUGCGGAUCCGGAGGGAACUCAGGUGGAGAUGGUGGUUGAUCUGGAGGAAACACCAGCUGGGACGACGGCUUCCACCUUGAAAGCGGCUGAUCAGCUGUCUGGACAGACAUUCAACGACGUUGGAAGGCUCGAUGAAGAGGGCGUCGCACGUGUGCUUUUGGUGCGAAAGGAGAAAAUGUAA
Molecule: messenger RNA, 1515 nt
Organism: Fraxinus pennsylvanica
Lineage: Eukaryota; Viridiplantae; Streptophyta; Magnoliopsida; Lamiales; Oleaceae
Source: the annotation of a GenBank genome assembly